Neodiprion virginianus is the source of this 1347-nucleotide messenger RNA. Its product is annotated as protein ATP6V1FNB-like. The transcript has 3 exons. NCBI's taxonomy places the organism in Eukaryota, Metazoa, Arthropoda, Insecta, Hymenoptera, Diprionidae. The coding region runs from base 1 to 660 and encodes 219 amino acids. The record is from RefSeq and is a predicted model, not a curated record.
AUGUUGGUGAAAUUUUUUAAAAGUAAUAUUUAUAAUAAUAUUCAAUUCACAAAGAUGGUUAAAAAUUCAAGUGCAUGCGACACGCGAUGUCAGUUGUUAUUCACUGAGGCAAUAAACACAGAAAAUUCAUCCAGACUUAAUUGGUUCAGGAAGAACCAACAACGGUUAAUCGAUAAUUUAGGCAGCCAAAAGUUGGUCGGCAAAGCUAAGGCUCAAAUAGCUGAACAGGAAGAGAAGCGUCGGAAACGCCUUGAGGCCGAACGUAACGAGAAACAGCAAAAGUUUACUGGACCUCCGAACUGGCGACCCGCCAUUGAUGGUGCAUUGAAUUUAGAUUAUAUGAGACCUAUAGAGCCCAGCGUAUCGAACUUGUUAUACGAAAAAGGAAUGCCCAGUUAUGAAGCGAGAAAGAAUUAUCUCAACGAGAGGUAUGAAAAGAUGUUGGAAGAUCGUUAUUACUAUCUUUAUGGUAGCAGCUGGGUUUACGGUUGGCGUUUUAAAGAUUUCCCACCCGUGCAAGCUACAAAAUUGGGUAAACGUCAAAUAAUUCAGGCUUCGUUUUACCGUCGAAACGCUUCGAGCCUGCAACGUGAUCCAAAUUGGUAUAAAAUUUGCCAAACUGGAAAUCCAAAGAAUUAUAAUGACGUUUUAACGUACUGAUAAAAUACUUUCAAACAUAGGACUCGAUCGGAUAGAUUGACAUCCGCUAAAGGUAUUGAAUUAAAUGAAAAAUUCCGUUUAUUUUAUUAAUGUCAAUGAUUCGUCAAGUUUAUUGUUUAUCGCGAAAAUCAUAUUAUUAAUAAUAAUAAUAAUAAUAAUAAUAAUGCACGAGAACUAACAAGGCUAAUAAAAAUAUAAUAGAAAUCUCUUAAUUUAUAAGUUCGCAUUUCGCUACUUCGAUACAGUCUUACUAAUUGUGAAGAUUUUCUUACCGACAUGGUUAGCGUCUAAAGAAGUAAUGUUUUUCUUUAUAACAAAUCAAAGUACGUUGAUUGAACAAGUUUUAACAAACUUUUAUUGGGUUGGCACAGAAUAUUCUAAAAUCUAAGUCAUCCCGCGUCGGUUUUUGUUUUUUGUUCGUUUGGCGAAUAAUAAAGCGAUAUGAACAAGUAUUUAAUGCAAUAACUCUUUCUUUGCCGGCAUCCGAUAAUUUUCUACUCGGCGAAUGAAUAAAGAUUGAUAUGAUUUUCCUUCGUUUUAACACAGUGUGUGACGUAUGUACGUACGUAUAAAAUGUGACGCGUAAUGGUGAACAGAGAAAUGACUGACUUCGAUAUAAAAGUGUUAAAAGUGAUAAAAAUACUAAUUGGUUGGUCCCUAACUGAUAGUUUACAUAAAUACAUUACA